GCUGGAAAUGGCUUGCUGGAAGAGCGCUAUGAGAGCAACUCAGCACCCCAGUUUGCAUAUUCAUCGCCGGUCAUCCAACAAGGAUGUGUGUUGAUGGCGCGGCCUGGCGACACGUUCGUUGACCACCAGCACUACUUCCACAAGUCUGCGAUUCUCAUCCUCAAGCAUGACGACGAAUUUGAUCGCGGCAUCAUCAUAAACCGCCCUUCAGGCUUCAACACCCGACAGCUUGGUGUUCCGGGCCCUGCCUGGAACAUAUGGUUCGGGGGAGAUUGCGAGGGGCUACGAGCACCUCAUUACACUGGAGUGAGAACCUUCUGCCUACACGUGUCGGAAGAGUUCGCGGACAUGUCCAAGGAGGUGGAGAGGGGCGUGUACUUGAUCCGCUUCGAUGCAGCUCAGGAUCUCGUUAGUCAGGGGCGCGCGACACCAGAUGAUUUCAUGCUGUUCUUCGGCUACUGCGGGUGGGGGCGCAACCAGCUCCAGCGAGAGCUCGAUGCCGGAGUGUGGAAGAUGGCCAGCAUCGAUAGCCGCAUCGUUGUGAAAGAGCUUCGCGAAGAGUCAAAGGACCUGAGAGCAAUGCCCGAGAUCGGUCUAGAUGACGGUAUUGGAUUGUGGCGACACUUGUAUUCUCGCGUUGAUGCAGGAAUGCCACAGAAGGAUCCUCGCGAGAUGACGAUGAUGGGUAUUGACGCAGUGGAGGGCGAUGCGUUUGCUGACGCCAUGCUUCGCCAAUGGCUGAUUCAAAAUUUGACCCCGCCGUGA
Symbiodinium pilosum is the source of this 765-nucleotide messenger RNA. The record is from the annotation of a GenBank genome assembly. Lineage: Eukaryota; Dinophyceae; Suessiales; Symbiodiniaceae.